This is a messenger RNA of Saccharomycopsis crataegensis, 693 nucleotides long. RefSeq lists its product as uncharacterized. The record is from RefSeq and is a predicted model, not a curated record. Lineage: Eukaryota; Fungi; Ascomycota; Saccharomycetes; Ascoideales; Saccharomycopsidaceae. Bases 1 to 693 code for a protein of 230 amino acids. The transcript has a single exon. Gene Ontology annotation, cellular component: endomembrane system; membrane.
AUGUCAACAAGAAUCCCUGGAAACAAGAUCGCUUUGCUUCUUGCUGUGACUUCAUCAUUGAUCAUUGGCUACGGUGUGUACUAUGUUAAGACGAUUAGAGCUGAGUUUUUGCCAGAUCAGUUGAAGGAAGCCGGUUUCUCACAAUUUUUAACUAAUCUUUCAGCAGUUUUGACAUUGGUUUAUUUUUUCACCUCUAUUGUUGCCCAUGCUUCAGGAAGUUCAGCAAUAUUUCAUGCUAAGAACAAUUAUAUUUUGCCUGUGGUAAUUUCCUUAGAAUUCAUUGUAACCGCUGUUUAUUGGUCAUUGAAGAUUUUCUUUACUCAUUUGAUUGUGAUGGUAGAUACCGUGCCAAUCGCCGUGGAUUUCCCACUCCAUAUUACCCCAUUUGUGGCUUUGGUGCUUGAUUACUUUUUGUUCAAUCCUCAGUUCACCAUUCCUUCUAUGGUUGCAUUGAUUCUUUGUGCAAUUUUAACAGCUGGUUAUUGGUAUUGGUUAGAAUAUCUUAUUGAUAUUGAAAAGGGUCAAUUGUAUCCUUAUCCAUUCUUGAACAUAGAGCAUAAUAAGAGAGUGGGAAUUUUUGUUUUUAUAGGUCUUCUCGCAUUUGUUGGAUUUGCGGUGUUGAGAUUGCUCUAUGAUGUUAUCAUCGGGGAGAAAAGUAUCGAGGACAAUGAAGGCAAAGAAAAGAAAGAUUAA